Saimiri boliviensis boliviensis (Bolivian squirrel monkey) is the source of this 2435-nucleotide messenger RNA. RefSeq names its product solute carrier family 13 member 2 (gene SLC13A2). NCBI's taxonomy places the organism in Eukaryota, Metazoa, Chordata, Mammalia, Primates, Cebidae. Gene Ontology annotation, biological process: fumarate transport; alpha-ketoglutarate transport; cellular response to lithium ion. The record is from RefSeq and is a predicted model, not a curated record. Gene Ontology annotation, cellular component: plasma membrane. Gene Ontology annotation, molecular function: sodium:dicarboxylate symporter activity; fumarate transmembrane transporter activity; alpha-ketoglutarate transmembrane transporter activity.
AUGAGCGCUGUGCAGAAGAGGUCCAGGGAGUUAGUGUGAAAAAUGGGAACGCUAUCCCAACCUGGAAGCCAGCCUGAAAAAUGAAGAUUUGAGCUGAGAUCUCAAGAACCAGUAGAUAUCAACUAGGCAAAGUCGAGAGGGAAGAGAGGUCCAGAAAGAGGAGGUCGUGUGCAGAGGCCCUGUGGACAGAAGUAGGACACGGAGGCCUACUGCGCGUACACCAUCAUCCUCAUGGCGCUCUUCUGGUGCACUGAGGCCCUGCCCCUGGCUGUCACCGCCCUCUUCCCCCUUGUCCUGUUCCCUAUGAUGGGCAUUGUGGAUGCCUCUGAGGUCUCCAUCGAGUACCUGAAGGACUCCAACAUCCUGUUCCUCGGGGGGCUGCUGGUGGCCAUCGCGGUGGAACACUGGAACCUGCACAAGCGUAUCGCCCUCCGUGUGCUCCUCAUCGUUGGGGUGCGGCCAGCCCUGCUAAUCCUGGGCUUCAUGCUGGUCACGGCAUUCCUGUCCAUGUGGAUCAGCAACACGGCCACCUCGGCCAUGAUGGUGCCCAUUGCACACGCCGUUCUGGACCAGCUUCACAGCAUGCAAGCCAGCGGGGAUGUCGACGAGGGCAGCAACAACCCCACCUUUGAGCUCCAGGAGCCAAGUCCCCAGAAGGAGGUGACCAAGCUUGAUAAUGGGCAGGCCCUCCCUGUCGCGUCUGCUCCUCCAAAGGGAAGGACACAUCACAGCCAGGAGCAUCUCCGCAUCAGCCAGUGCAUGAGCCUGUGCGUGUGCUACUCUGCCAGCAUCGGGGGCAUCGCCACGCUGACCGGCACCACGCCCAACCUGGUGCUGCAAGGCCAGGUCAACUCGCUCUUCCCCGAAAACGGCAACGUGGUGAACUUCGCCUCCUGGUUCAGCUUCGCCUUCCCCACCAUGAUCAUCUUGCUGCUGCUGGCCUGGCUGUGGCUGCAGAUUCUCUUUCUGGGAUUCAACUUCCGGAAGAACUUUGGCUUUGGGGAAAACAUGCAGGAACGACAGCAGGCAGCCUACGGCGUCAUCCAGAUGGAGCACAGGCUGCUGGGCCCCAUGACCUUCGCAGAAAAGGCGGUCAGCAUCCUGUUUGUCAUCCUGGUGCUGCUCUGGUUCACCCGGGAGCCGGGCUUUUUUCUUGGCUGGGGCAACGUGGCUUUUCCCAAUGCCAAAGGGGAGAGCAUGUUGUCCGAUGGGACAGUGGCCAUCUUCAUCGGCAUAAUUAUGUUCAUCAUACCUUCCAAGUUCCCAGGGCUGACCCAGGACCCAGAAAACCCAGGAAAGCUGAAGGCCCCUCCUGCCCUCCUCAAUUGGAAGACAGUGAACCAGAAGAUGCCCUGGAAUAUCGUGCUCUUGCUGGGUGGUGGCUAUGCCCUGGCCAAGGGCAGUGAGCGAUCGGGCCUGUCAGACUGGCUGGGAAACAAGCUGACCCCACUGAAGAGUGUGCCAUCUCCAGCCAUCGCCUUCAUCCUCUGCCUCAUCGUGGCCACCUUCACUGAGUGCACUAGCAACGUGGCCACCACUACGAUCUUCCUGCCCAUCUUAGCCUCCAUGGCUCAAGCCAUCUGCCUCCAUCCUCUCUACGUCAUGCUCCCCUGCACUCUGGCCGCCUCCCUGGCCUUCAUGCUGCCUGUGGCCACCCCACCCAAUGCCAUCGUCUUCUCUUUUGGGGGCCUCAGAGUGUUGGAUAUGGCCCAGGCAGGAUUCCUGCUCAACAUCAUUGGGGUCCUGGUCAUCACACUGGCCAUCAACAGCUGGAGCAUGCCUAUCUUCGACCUGCACUCCUUCCCCUCCUGGGCACAGUUAACCAACACCACAGCCCGCUGCCUGCCCAGCCUGACCAACACCACCAUGCCAAGCCCCUAGACUGGGGCUCACCCUGGCCAUGCCCAGGAAGAACCACCCUGUUCCCACUCCUCUGAGCCAAGAGGGGACACCCCAAGUUCCAAGCUCCUAGCCAAAGGCUGAGAGAAAGGCGCGCGUGUACAUAAUCUCUUGUGUGUCUGUAAGGAAGGUUUAUAUGUUCAAUUUCCUAUGUGCUGGAAGAAAAGGUGUGUGUGUGUGUGUGUGUGUGUGUGCACCCGCGUGGACGUGAGGGGUGUGUGAUGUGAGGCCAUCUGAGGGUGCUGUGUGCAUGCACAUGAUCCUAGGUGCAUAUGCUGGACAGUGCACGUGUGUGUUCACAGACAACACAACACACCCUCUCUGGCACCUCACACCUUGGUCUCCUCAGCUUAGAGACCAGACUUCUUUGCACUGUAUUUAUUGAAACUCAGGCUUGGAGUGCCCUGGGAGGAGGGCCUGCCAGCGGUUGCCAUGGGAACAGCCUCUGGGACUGGCCCAGCACACUGAGGGCUCCCCAGCCCUUCCACUUUGGUGGAAGUUCAAAUAUUAACCACAUUAAAGUCUUUUUCAGUAAA